Myxozyma melibiosi is the source of this 1141-nucleotide messenger RNA. RefSeq lists its product as uncharacterized. The coding region runs from base 1 to 705 and encodes 234 amino acids. Lineage: Eukaryota; Fungi; Ascomycota; Lipomycetes; Lipomycetales; Lipomycetaceae. The record is from RefSeq and is a predicted model, not a curated record. The transcript has 3 exons.
AUGAAACUUAUUAGCAACCCACGCUACCAACCACGACAGCACUACUUCUGCACCUCGCCUCUCGAUCACAAAGCAGACAACUUGCAUGCACGCAGUAUUGAACUCAUAUCGCCAAGCAUCAAAGAUGUAAACGCCUCCUUCGAUAUGAAUGACGAUGAAGACGACUGCGAACUGCAAGUGCUGCAGAGCAGUUCUGCGCAGCAAUUCUUUGGAUCGGCUGAUUAUUCAGCCUCGAAGCUCGAAGCAGCCCAAUCUCUGAUCUCAAGCUCUAACCUCCGACGACAUCAUUCACAACCUCGGCUCCUGCUCUCAUUACGUCAACAGCCGAAGAGUCGGGCGCUGCUGACCAAACCACAACCAGAAACCACAGACGACAAACGACUGACGUACGUACGCAUGCAGGCUUUUGCACCUACUCACCGUCCACUACCCACGAAGUCUGAGCUUAAGAUUGGAGAGGCUGCGAAGUUUGCGCUGAACCAGAGUCAGGUAAGGUUGUUGAGUGUACAUUCGGCGCAUGCAGAGUGCGCCCUGCCCGCCUCCGCCCCCAAUUCCAAACUUCAACUUUCCGGCUUGCCUACGGCACCAACAAGAUAUACGUUGCCUCGGAAUGGAAGAACUUUAGGCCGGCCGAUUGACCGACGUGAGGGCGCUACUGUCUUUCUCAAUUUCAUGCUCUUUCAGACAGUCCAGCAGAUAUGGUGACAUGAACUCAUCCUGCGAUAUAACAUGACAAGAACUCAUCCUGCGAUAUAACAUGACAAGACCCAUGACGCAAACACGAAAAAAAUUGACACAAAGAGAUACGCAACAAAACAAACUCGCGAACUGCGGCCGCCAGACUCGUAGACUUUCAUCCCAAACCUACUAUCUCCGAGUCCGCAGCCGCUCUCUCCAAUUCUCUCUCUCUCGACCUCUCUUGACCGUUUGUUUCUUUCUCACACCGCACUGACGUGAAAAUUUCAUUCGACAUACCUCCACCGCCUUCUCCGCCUCCACUUUCCAAGUUUCACCAUCAGUCCCUUAAAAACAAAAACGGUUGAGAGGUUUUUAAAAUUGAUUGCUUCUAAUCAGAUUGAUUUGAAAAUAGACGUCAUUAGGCUUAUCGUUCUACGUGCCUUGAUCCACGUUUUCUCCUUGC